Molecule: messenger RNA, 823 nt
Organism: Urocitellus parryii (Arctic ground squirrel)
Lineage: Eukaryota; Metazoa; Chordata; Mammalia; Rodentia; Sciuridae
Source: RefSeq, a predicted model, not a curated record
AGGAAGGAAGGAAGGAAGGAAGGAAGGAAGGAAGGAAGGAAAGAAAGAAAGAAAGAAAACAGGAGCAGGGGGCGGGGGAUGCUUAUCAAAGAAAGAGAUCUGAAUUAAGCAGGAAGAUUAUAUGCAGAAGAAAAUGAAAUAAUUGUUGUCAAAUUUGGAACUCUUGUCAGAAGCAAGGGUGAGAAGUGCUUAGAACAUGUUCUACUUAUGGCACGUUUGAGUGUCAAGACAUGAAUGUUGUUGCCUUUGCAAAAGGAACACUAUAAAUGGAGUGUGUUGGGAGACCAUCCAUGAUUGUAGAGAAGUAGGAUCAUGUUUUUCCUUUAAAGUAUUUGUUAGAGCGCAUUUCUGUGCCAGGCUGCCUCGUGGAGACUUCCCAGAAGAAUGGUGUGGCUUGGUGGUGGGAUUUAGUCAUCUCUGGACGGAGCUGGGCACCUGAGCUUCCUCUUCUGGAGCCGAGAUGCUUAAGACAGCUAGUGCAACGAACAAGGAUGAAAGCCAAAGCAAGGAACCAGAGAGAUGGCUCCCUCCCUUAGGUCCCGUGGCAGUCGAUCCUAAAGGUUGUGUCACCGUAGCCAUCCAUGCCAAACCUGGCUCCAAACAAAAAGCUGUAACAGAUGUGACAAUGGAAGCCUUAAAUGUAGCUACGGUAGCACCUCCGUCAGAGGGAGAGGCUGAGCUCUGUCGGUACCUUUCCAAGGUUUUAGAACUUGGGAGGAGUGAUGUGAUUUUGAAUAAGGGUGGUAAAUCUCAUGAAAAGGUGGUGAAGCUUUUGGCCUGUACAACUGCAGAAGAGAUCUCAGAGAAAUUUAAAAAGGAAGCU